AUGGAUUCAGAUUUAUCCAAUUUAACUGGCUAUGAAAUGUAUAACAACUACUUACCAUCAUUCCUGUCGAUUCCUAUAACCAUUUUUCUAACUUUGAUAAUGGUCAUGGGUAUUCUGGGAAAUACCUGCGUUACUAUUAUAUUUAAACCUAAUCGAAUGCCAAUAACCACAAAUGAGACAGUUAAUAAUUUGCUCCUUUACCAUUUAGCCAUUGCUGAUUUGGUCAACUGUCUCUUAUGUAUACCUGCAGAAAUUAUUGAAUUUAAUACGUACGGUCAAGUGCGACAUUACACCUGUCAAGUUGUAAUGGCAAUAUCUAUGCGCUGUAACAUUGUUAAAAUUACAAUAUCAACCCAGAUAUUUCUCCUGUUUAUCAAUUCAGGAUAUGUAGGAAACGGCAGUGAAAUGCCUUUAAUUAUAUUUUUUAAGCAACUCGAAGUUAAUUUGAUGAUUGCAAAACUUGCUUACCCAGUAUUAAAAGCCUUAAUCGAUUAUUCGAUACCCGAAGUAGCUAUAACCGACAAGUAG
Trichoplax adhaerens is the source of this 528-nucleotide messenger RNA. RefSeq lists its product as uncharacterized. Gene Ontology annotation, molecular function: G protein-coupled receptor activity. Bases 1 to 528 code for a protein of 175 amino acids. Lineage: Eukaryota; Metazoa; Placozoa; Uniplacotomia; Trichoplacea; Trichoplacidae. The transcript has 3 exons. Gene Ontology annotation, cellular component: plasma membrane. The record is from RefSeq and is a predicted model, not a curated record. Gene Ontology annotation, biological process: G protein-coupled receptor signaling pathway.